AUGGACAAGGUCAAGUCGGCAGUGAAAUUGUGUAAGGAUACAGCAGAAGCAGUAGAAGCAGCUCUUUUUAAAACCUGCGAAUCAAAUCCAAACUCACCGAAAUAUAAGAACUGGACCAAGAUGUUUAUAGAGAACGUGACAGAUUGCCGUAAUAAGGGUUUUUAUUAUCGAGUGUUGACGGGUGAGAUUUCUGUAUACAAGGUGGUGACGUUGGAUGGAGCUGAGAUGGCAAAACCCGAAUACUCAACUUUAAAAUCUGAUGGAACGGGUCUUGAGGAAGCAAACGUCGGCCGCGCAGAAGCGCCUGCAUGCUUUGCUGAUACAAGUGAGACUAGACAGGAAGUACUGGCACAUGGUGUCAAGGAAGACAUUGUCGAAAUUGAAGACAAUAAGGCUUCACAUUGUCCUAUGUCAGAAACUAACUCAUUGAAAAAGUAUUCAACGAAAAAAGCUAGUUCAAAGAGCACCGAUUUAUGUUCCAAUAAAAACGCCAAGACUGCGAAGCAAUCUUCAAAGCGGUCCGAUAUCCAGAAAACGACAUCAGUUUCGACUUUGGAUGUCAUUCUCGGAGAUGGAGCGAAAGAUACAACCGAACAGCAUCUGACAAAGCAGAAACUUCAAGCUGAAGCCGAAAGAAAGGAAAGGGAGGAAAAGGAAAAACAGCGUGAGGAAGAUAGAAGAUUUAGAAAGGUUGGUGAUAUCUCUGAUUAUACGAUACAGUCAGUGUAGAA
Messenger RNA from Strongylus vulgaris, 731 nucleotides. The record is from the annotation of a GenBank genome assembly. NCBI's taxonomy places the organism in Eukaryota, Metazoa, Nematoda, Chromadorea, Rhabditida, Strongylidae.